Cylicocyclus nassatus is the source of this 946-nucleotide messenger RNA. NCBI's taxonomy places the organism in Eukaryota, Metazoa, Nematoda, Chromadorea, Rhabditida, Strongylidae. The record is from the annotation of a GenBank genome assembly.
GAAAUAGCAUCUCUCAAAAGCCAGCCCUUCUCAACCUUUUUUUUAAAUGGAUUUGCCCGGACCCUCAAAGUCAGAGAUUCUAUUAGCCGACGUCAAGCCAUAUAAACAAUCCGAAUCAACCUCGGCAUUCGGUUUUCCGGAAGAAGAUGUGAUCAAUUUUAUCAAUGAUAGCCAGAUGUCGCAGGGCGACGCUCGUGACUUUAUGUUAUUUCUGACGUAUUCAAAUCAUCUACUACAAGCAACGAACGGAUCUGCAAACAUAGAUCUGGAAUGUGGCACAGCACUAAUUACCGUUAUCAAUCAACUAAAUGGAAGAAAAGCUAGCUGCUCAAGAGGUGCUGAAGGUCAAGCCAAUGUUCAGUCUGAAAACAAGCAAAUACUACCUUUACUUCCUCUGUAUAAUUCUACACUUUCCCAGACUAAUGAUAAUUUACAAGAGUGCAAACGGGUUUUCGCAAAGCACAAUGAUGCCAAAUUUUACCCAAAUAUUAUAUGUGUUAUCUGCAAAGAAUGGAUCUGCUCUAGAAAUCGCCGCCUUCAUAUCGCUGCUCACUUUGGAUAUCGCAAAUAUGGAUGUUCCGCUUGUGAUUUUUCGCACACAAAGGAGAUCUUCGUUGAGACUCACAUUCGCAAGUGUCAUAAACGAAUGGGGUUCGUGCUUCAAAAAGAAGAUCCUGCUGUGGAACGCAGAAUUGAAGAUGUAUGCAAUGGCAGCAUAUCAAUGACAAAGGACUUCCUAAAUGGGCAAUAUAAUGAAAAGACCUAUGCAAGCUAUGUAAAUAUAUGUACAGACCGAAGCCAGAUUGAAAAUAAAGAGAGAAGAAGUCGAACGCGAGUGCUCAGUGCCGUGACUGAAGCCUCAAACAGACAAAAACUAUGACGAACACCCAUGAUCCCAUUCUUGAUUUUGAUCUAUGUCUUCUCACAAUCAGAAUAAAUGUGCAUG